This is a messenger RNA of Protobothrops mucrosquamatus (brown spotted pit viper), 1016 nucleotides long. It is a transcript of the gene NR2C2AP, whose product is annotated as nuclear receptor 2C2 associated protein. The transcript is spliced from 6 exons. The coding region runs from base 258 to 680 and encodes 140 amino acids. The record is from RefSeq and is a predicted model, not a curated record. NCBI's taxonomy places the organism in Eukaryota, Metazoa, Chordata, Lepidosauria, Squamata, Viperidae.
GUAGAUGGCACGAGGCGAGUUUCUCCUGCUCUUUGCUUCUGUUCCUGAUUCUCUAUCUUGUUCUCCUGCCUGGAUGGGAGAGAAUAAGAAAUAUUUCUAAGAAACGGGCUGUAUCGAUGUCAUUUUCGGUGUCUGCUCCUCUCUGCAAAGUUUGGAGACUACAGUCCUUGGAAGAACACAUGCAUGUGCACCCUCAGUGUUCCAUUCGGCAUCGAGUCACUUCUGUUAUUUUUUUUAUCUGACCGGAAGAAAAAGUCAUGGCCGUGUCUUCCUUGAUUUGCUCUGAAACUAUAAGCAGGGUGAGCUCCGUCCUCAACCGAGAGGUGAAGCAAUUUGGAAAGAAGUACAUGUUUGACGGAAAUGAGGAAACGUGUUGGAACUCAGACCAGGGUGCCAUCCAGUGGCUGACGUUGGAAUUUCCUCAGACCAUCCAGGCGUCUCAAAUUCAGAUUCAGUUUCAGGGUGGAUUUGCAAGCCGAAAAUGCAUUCUGCAAGGUGGCCGGAAAGCAGAAGAUCUCUCCACCCUAGCUGAAUUCUACCCUGAAGAUAGCAACUCUCUCCAGAGCUUCCCGUUCAAGGCAGAACCACUGGAUAAACUGAAAAUUACUUUUCAAAACAGCUCGGAUUUCUUUGGGCGAAUUAUCGUCUACCAUCUCGACCUCCUUGGGCAAAAGCUUUGAUAGAGGAGGAAGCAAAAGCUGAAGGAUUUGUCGAAAUGGCAAACUAAACACCAGUCUGGGAUUUCGUAAGAUGGUGUGAACUAGACUUGGCUGCUUUCUGUUGGGUGCUUCGAUAGCAAAUGAACUUCUUCCCCAUUUUUCUCCUAUUUCAGGAGCACUUUGCACAGCUGGAAAGAAAAGAGUUUUUCUCUUAGAUGUGCAAUUAGAGGUUUCAUUAAAGAAAAACUACAUUUUCCAUGCCGAAAGGAAAGGACCUCUAGUUCUAAUUUGAACAUAUGGGCUAGUACAGAUACUGUAGUCCUUGACUUACAAUUUACUCAGUUACAGUAUCACUGA